Rhineura floridana is the source of this 1316-nucleotide messenger RNA. It is a transcript of the gene ZFAND2A, whose product is annotated as zinc finger AN1-type containing 2A. NCBI's taxonomy places the organism in Eukaryota, Metazoa, Chordata, Lepidosauria, Squamata, Rhineuridae. The transcript has 9 exons. Gene Ontology annotation, molecular function: zinc ion binding. Gene Ontology annotation, biological process: protein targeting to ER; proteasome-mediated ubiquitin-dependent protein catabolic process. The record is from RefSeq and is a predicted model, not a curated record. Bases 661 to 1182 code for a protein of 173 amino acids. Gene Ontology annotation, cellular component: cytoplasm; endoplasmic reticulum.
AUCUGAGUGUCAUAUGAAGGGUUUUUCUUUUGCCAGCUCUGAGUCUUCUGCUGAUCCCUCAAGGCAGUGAUCAUGUUCUUCCCCUGCCUCUUAUUUUAUCUGCAGUGACCCGGUAAGCGCCGUGAUUCAGCAGAAAGAGCGGAGGAAAGGGAGGAGGAGAGAGGCGAUAUCUCGAUUGGUCAGGUAGCGGCGUGACGUCGCCGCCGGCUCAUUCGGAUUGGCGAAGCGGGAAUCCGAAGCGGAGCGUGAUUCAGCGACAUCGAGCUCUCCCGGGGCGGCGCCGUAGUUAAAGCCGAAGCCGAGCAGCGCGUUUGUAACUCCACUGGAAUCCGGCGAAGAGAGAGUUUGGGGGCUCUGUUCUCCUGGAGCCACUUUUGGAUCCUCUACAAGUUUGUUUAAGACCAGGUUUUGGCUUAGCCUCUCCUGCGUGCACUCUGGUUGUUCCUUUCCGCAUCACUCUCAAGGAACUCACAGCUGGACUUAAGACCUAAGGCUUGGCAAAGGAUCUGUGCCUGACACCCUGCUCUCUUAAUAAAGACCUGACAUUCCUGCAGGCACAGAGGUCUGUAGAACCUUCAUCCCCUCCGCAUAGCGUUGCUUUAGCCAACGCCAAGAGAGGCAACAAAGAACUUGUUAAGAGAAGGGGACAGCUUCCUAAUAAUGGAAUUUCCAGACUUGGGUAAACACUGCUCUGAGAAGACCUGCAAGCAGCUAGACUUUCUACCCCUGAAAUGUGAUGCGUGUGAUGAAGUCUUCUGCAAAGAGCAUAUUACAUAUAACCGGCACAAGUGUCCUUCUGCAUACAAGAAGGAUGUGCAGGUCCCAGUCUGUCCUCUUUGUAAUACUCCCAUCCCAGUGCAGAAGGGAGAGGUGCCAGAUGCUGUUGUCGGUGCCCACAUUGAUAAAGACUGCAAACAUGAUUCUGCUCAACAAAAGCAAAAAAUCUUCACAAACAGGUGCUUCAAAUCGGGCUGCAAAAAGAGAGAGAUGAUGAAGCUGGUUUGCGACCAGUGUCAUGGCAACUUCUGUAUCAAACACCGGCAUCCUCUGGACCACGCCUGCCAAGGGCAAGCCCGUGCCAUUUCGAAAGCUGGAUGUGCUGCUCUGAUGAGAUCGCUGGAAUCCAACAAGAUGCCUCUUAACUGCCAGCUUCUGCAGAACAGAUGCAAAGCAAAAAGCUGAUGUCAUACAACCUGGGUCCAAAACUGCCUUGUCCUGUUGGAUUGUUGCAAAGAUUUAGCUCUUAAAAGCUUCUCCACCUUUUCUGUGCUACUUUUAUAUGUAAAUGUCUUCAAUAAACUGACUUCUUUACAAUA